GAGAAGGUUCCGGGAGGAGGGGAGACUGCGUGACGUCCCGGACGGCUCUGCAGCCACGGCCACUGUCAGUGUACACAGGACCCCGGCCCGUGACGCCUCGCUCCUCGCCUCUAUACUUCGCCAUCAUAUUUUUAACCUCUUAGCAGUUGUUUUAGGUUACAGAAGAUCUUCAGCUCCAAAAAUGUCUUAUGAUUAUGAAUCUUACACUGAGCCUCUGGCUGCCAGUAGCAACAUGGAGUUCUCUGACAAGUCUGUCAGAAUGGGCUUUAUCAGGAAAGUGUAUCUGAUAUUGAUGGCUCAGCUGGCUGUGACAUUUGGCAUGGUAGCAGUUUUCAACCUCAGCACAGAAGUAAAAUUAUAUUUCGGGCAUAAUCCAGCAUACUUCUAUGUUGCACUUGUUGGUACGAUUGUCUGCAUCAUUGCUUUGUCAUGCUGUGGAAAUCUAAGGCGUCGAACACCUCAUAACUUCAUUUUCCUAGGGCUCUUCACGGUCUUUGAAGGAUUUGUUCUUGGUACAGCUGCAGCCACAUUCACUAGCUAUGAGAUUCUUAUGGCUGUUGGUAUAACUUUAGUGGUAGUGCUUUCCCUCACCAUUUUUGCUUUCCAAACCAAGUUUGACUUCACAACAUGUAGGAUGUUUGUUUUUGUCUCGAUCAUCGUUCUCUUUAUGUUUGGCCUCCUAGCAAUGAUCAUCCGUAACAACAUCUUGAGCAUCGUGUACUCCUGUAUUGGCGCAUUGCUCUUUUCCUUCUACCUGGUGUUUGAUACACAGAUGUUAGUUGGUGGAAGUCACAAGUACUCAAUCUCCCCUGAGGAGUAUGUCUUUGCAGCCCUCACUUUGUAUUUGGACGUGAUCAACAUAUUUAUGUAUAUUCUGUCCAUCAUUGGCCACAGCCGCAGCUAAACUUUUCAGGGAAACUUGUUAGUUGUCUACUCUGAAAAUGCAGUAGUAUUCUGGAAUAACUUGUACUACAUUAAGCUUAAAUAGUAAUGCCAGGAAGUUUCAAUUACCCAAUUGUUGGAAAGUAAACAAGGUUAUAUUCAAGUAGCUUCUGAAUAAAUCACAUGAUCUGAAAAUAGGUAUUCCUUGUACACUUGAUCCAACUAAACCUGGCACUUUAACCCUGGCUACUUUUUCCUUCAUACGAAGGAUGUAGAUCGUUCCAUGCAUUAUUAUUGCUUUGAUGGCUCCCGUGUUCAUUUUAUUGUCAAAAUUGCACACUUUGUAAUUUGGUGUAUGAACUCAUGAUUUAAGUCAGAAUCAUAAGUCAUGUUGGUGUGAAGUGUGUGGUUUGCUGCAAGAAGCAACACUAUAAACAGCUUUACUUAUUUUCUGAGAAAGAGAGUAAACGAGAGCAUUUUGCAUGAAUUAUAGACCGCUUCGUUGAUCACAUGUCGAAGAUGUCUUGUAAAGCUCUGCAAGUCCCUCACUUUUACACACCUAUAAUGAAUUUGAAUGUUAGAGUAGCCUUUUUUUAAGGCAAUAUUAGUAGCAUCAACGAACCUGCAAGUACAUGGACAAUACAGUAGUUUUAAUUUUUUUUUUUUUCGCUGUGGUACUCGGUUUUAGGCUUGAUAGGUUGAGAAUUCUGUAAUAGUCAAACACACAUUUGAUUGACUUCAUCAAAAUUGUAAGUUUUAUUUAAUAAAUUGGAUGGUAGUGUGAGUGCAUGGCACAAUUGAUUCGUAUGCACAUCAUCCCCAGGAAUAGUCUAGAGAGCAAUAAUGCUGAGGACCCACUAACACAAGUAUGCCAUGUUUAGGUUGUGCUUGUUAAUGCUACUGGUACUGUGCUGCUCAACAGGUAUUGUACUGUACUGUUCUACCGGUAUUGUACUGUGCUGCUCUACCGGUAUUGUACUGUGCUGCUCUACCGGUAUUGUACUGUGCUGCUCUACCGGUAUUGUACUGUGCUGCUCUACCGGUAUUGUAAUGUGCUGCUCUACCGGUAUUGUACUGUGCUGCUCUACCGGUAUUGUACUGUACUGCUCUAUCAGUAUUGCGCUGUACUUCUGUACUGGUAUUGUACUGUACUGCUCUACUGGUAUUGUAUGGUACUGCUUUACUGAUAGAGCAGUACAGUACAAUACCUGUAGAUACAAUACCAGCUGUACGGGUCGACCGGUAUUGUGCUGCACGGGUCGACCGGUAUUGUGCUGUACGCUACAGUUAUGUAACUUUACCUGCAUUUGAAAGUGAACUGUUCCUCUUUUGGUUAUUAUAUGUACUAUUUUCAGGUAUAGAGACAAGACAUACAGAAAGACUUAUCAUUGGAAAAUAUUUAAUGUAGUGACCAAAGUCCUUAAUGCUACUGCUGAAGAAGUCUCGCUUCAUCCAGGUCGCUGUUCAAUCCCCUACCGUCCUAGUGGUUGGGCACCAUUUCUUUUCCUUGGCCCAUCCCAAAUCCUUAUCCUGACCCCUUCCAAAUGCUAUAUAGUCAUACUGGCUGAGAAUUUCUUCCCUCUACCAGUACUGUGUUGUACUGUACUGCUCUACCGGUAUUGUGCUGUACUGCUCUACUGGUAUUGUGCUGUACUGCUCUACCGGUACUGUGCUGUACUGCUCUACCGGUACUGUGCUGUACUGCUCUACCGGUACUGUGCUGUACUGCUCUACCGGUACUGUGCUGUACUGCUCUACCGGUACUGUGCUGUACUGCUCUACCGGUACUGUGCUGUACUGCUCUACCGGUACUGUGCUGUACUGCUCUACCGGUACUGUGCUGUACUGCUCUACCGGUACUGUGCUGUACUGCUCUACCGGUACUGUGCUGUACUGCUCUACCGGUACUGUGCUGUACUGCUCUACCGGUAUUGUGCUGUAUUGUACUACUAAGUAAUUUUACCUGCCUUUGAAAGUGUUCUGUUUUAUUCAUUAAGUCAGUGUACUUGUACAUACAUUACAUUGUGUGCUAAGGCAAGAUUUAUUUUGUGUGAAACAUUAUUUUAUUGAAGUAUUUUAUUUGCCAGUUUGGUUUGUUAUGUUAAUAGAGUGUACUGCCAUAUUUUUGUUUUAAGAACAUUUAUAUAGGAAGUAAUAAUAAUUUGUGCAGAAUAUUUAAUUUUGACUUUAAACAUUUACAUUUAUAUAUUAUCAUUAAUAUUUUGGGGAGUUUGUUUCAUGUAGAGAAUUAUUGGUAAAAUGUGGAAUGGCUGAAACAGUGGCUGGGAGAUGGAACUAGUCAUUCUUAAUGAAAUUGAGCUCUUACAGAAUUUUGCUUUUAGUAGAGUGUCUUAGUAGUCCAUUUUGUCUUUCCUGUCAUUUGUAAUUAAUACUAACAAUUAUCGCUCUCAGAUUUGUACAUGUCAAGAAAAAUGAUAAUGGUGGACAUGAAUUCAAUGUGACUUAUAAAAGAAACUGGUAAAAAAGUGGCAAAUGCUUUUUGAUAGUUAAAUACAAGGCUACAUGAAGGUUAAAACAAUUUUCACAAACCUGGCAUUACCAAUACUAGUCUUAAUCCGUGACCAGUAGUGGGAGACAUGGUCUUAAAAAAAAAAGUGGCCAUAUUCAAAGAAUUGCCAAAUUUGCCUUUUGAAUAUGUGGAUAUAAUUUAACUUUACAAAUGAAUCAUUUGUUUCUCCGUUUUUGGUUUUAUAUAUAUAUAUACUGUACUGUAUUAUAUUCAGGUAUAGAGACCAGGCAUACAGAAAGACUUAUCACUGGAAAACGACCAUUUGGUCACUACUUGGUCCGGGAGACAUCUCCCGUCACGCAGGGUGCAGUUGCGCCUCCACAGAUCUCCAGUAUCAUCUUUUGAUACUGGUAAUGGCUCGAAAGGGCCACCACUUACGGGCUAUUCAUGCCCGUGCCACCUCUUGGGUGGCUUAAUCUUCAUCAAUCAAUCACUGGAAAACAUUUAAUGUAGUGACCAAAGUCCUUAAUGCUACAGCUUAAUGUUUAGCAACUGUUAUUACUAAACAUUCUUGUAUGCAAUGUUCUGUUGCAUUUUAUCCAUGCCCGACAACAUCUCUAGCAGUCACGUGUUAGUGACUUUACAUAUAUAGGGUUAUACAGUAAUAUAAAACCAUUAAAAACGGUGGAUGCCUCAUGCAUUAUGAAUAGUGUGAUUUGAGACUAUAAACAAGGAGUCGGUAGAUGGCAGGCAUGAGCGUGUGCACUUCGUACAGUAUUUGUCUAGUCAAUUUUUUUAAAUAUUUAUUGCUUUGCAUUAUGCUUUUAAUUUUUAUUUUUUUUAGGUAAAUAACUUGGAUGGGUUUCCUGUAAUAUGAGUUAAGUGAAAGUGUUUGAAGUGUUAGAGAUAUGGCAUUUAUUGUUACGGUCACAUGUUCAUUAGAUGAAGGUAAAUUCAGAUGGAGUUUGAGGCUGUAGCUUUAUUUUUUAAGGUUCAAAAUAUUUGUUUAAUAUUCAGAUUUGCUGGUUGGUUUUGUAUUGUCUCUGCCUCUACUUGUAAGAGUCGCAUAAACAUUGUGUGACAAAGUAUACUGGCAUUAUUUGAGCAUCAUUGAAUCUUAUCUUUGCCUGUGUGUGUGUGAGAAUGUGCCUCAUUGUCAUUUUCCCAGCACCAAUAAAAUACCACAGAUAUGCUUAAUUGGAAUAAAAAUCUAUUGAAAAUACAGCAAUGGUAUUUUUUGAUAGAAACAAGUUUGUCAGCUAUUAGUGUGUUCGCUAGUUGAACACUGGGUACAUAAUUGUAUUGGGGUAUGUCAAAUUAAAAACAGAAUUACAAAGUACAAAUAAAGAGCACAUGUGAGGGAGAAAACAAUGAGGGGCAGGAAGUGGAGAGUUGGUCGUAAAGGUAUUGUUUGCUAAUUCUGUAAGUAUUAAUAGCAAAGCACAAAUGAAAUCACGAAUAUGUAAUGGGUAUAUAAGUAUUAAUAUGAGUAUUGUAAGUAUUGAAGCUGUACGAUGGGACUGAACCUGCAUACCUGAACUCCUCUGGAAUGGUGUGUGGCACACACAUCAUUCCAAUAUGGUCUAUACCAUAAUGUAAUAAAAUGAUUUCGUCCAGAAGUACUACAUGAGUUUGGAAGGCACAAUACGGUGCCAUAAUACUGUAAAAAUUAUGAGUUCUGUCUACACUCAAGUGUUGGUAGUGAUGAAAUAUGGUAUGGGAAAUAGAGCUCCCAGAAUACUCCAGGUGGUGCCUUCCAAAUUCCAUGUGAGUAUUUCUGGUUGAAAUAAUGUUAUGCCCAUCAUGAUCUAGGCCAGGGGUGGGGAACCUGUAGCCUUCUGGCCAUAAAGUGUGGCUUUCUCAAAAGUUGAAAUUUAUCAAAAUCCAUUUCUUUUUUAAUGUUUAUAUAUAUUUUUCACAUUUAUAAUUGUAAAAAUAACAUAAAACAAAAAGUACUGCUAGAUUCAGAAAGUAUUUGUUUUAUUUUUGCUGUAUUUGAGUAUUUAAAUACAUAAGUUCUUUUGCAGCUUUGACUAUAAGCCAAUUCAAUAUAAAAAAAAUGUUACAGCAUAUUAUUAUCCUACUAUUAAGGUGCAGCCCUAUGAAAUCUUCCCAAAGUAAAAUAUGGCCUUCAUAUGAAACAGAUUCCCUACCCAUGUCUAGACAAUAGUACGGGUUCCUAAGAAGUUCAGGUAUUGCGGGUUCGAUUCUAUUGUACAGCUUCAAUAUUUUCUCAUACCAGAAAAUAUUGCAAGGAUGAGAAUGUAAUUAAUGUAAGUCUGUGAUUAAUUGCAGGAAAGUAGCCUGUUCAAUUCGGUAUACAGUGGAAAAUGCUGAACACUAUUGUCCCCAAUGAUAUGAAUUUAAAUGUACCUACAUUGAGUUUAAAUGAGAACCUAUUGGAAGUAAAAAAUACAGAGGUAUAGCUAGAUGAAAGUGAGCUUUGUUGAUAUGUAGAAUAUAAAGUAAAUUAUUGUGAAAUUUUUAGUGAUAUUCGUCCAUCUUAAGUAAGUGAAAGUUUCUAAAAUUAACAGCAUGUUUAUCAAAAAAAUUGUUAAUGUACUGUACUUGUGUGUGCUCUUGCCGAGAUUAGUGUUAAUGUGCUCUCUUGGUUUUCCCAUUGGCGGGGACAGGAAGCCUGUACUUAAGCUUAUUGAGGUUCCUUUAGGUUAACUACUGAUCUUCCCCAGGAUGCAUCUCACAACAGUUGCCUAAUUUUUGAGUACCUAGUUACUGCUAAACGAACAGAAGCAUCGGGUGAAAGGCUCAACAGUUUCUACAGGGGAGAUCUAGCUCGGGACCCUCGGUUGUGAACCAGCAACUGGGCUAUAUGACCCGUGUUUCUCAUACAAGGGUGUCCUUGAUUCAUGUUGGGGGCUGGGCUCCUGGAUAAAUGUGAAAAUCAAAAGCUGCAAAUCAACAUUAGCAAACAAUAUUUGGAAAAUACGUGCUUAGUUUUCAAACACUAUAAAGUCUGCUAUUGACAAAACCUGCAUUUUAAAACCUGCAUAUUAACAUUUUACACUUCAAUCACAUUCCAGUUACAAAUUCAGUAUAUAAUAGUUAAAAAUGCAUACAAUGUAGUAUGGUUCAUAAAUACAACUAAAGCAUAUAAAACACAAGAAAUAAACUUCUGUGGUGGUGACCCGACUCGCUGCGUAAAAUGUGUUGGACCCAGUUGUAAUUCAUACUAGUCCACGUUAAUGUUUUCGUGAGCCGUGUAACUGCAAUGUACACAUCAACACAUUGUCGAUACGCUAAAUGUGCUUACCUGCACAACUAAAUCUGCAUCACAAAGUAAUGAACUGUGCAAAUUGCAUACUGCGUGUAGUUAAUUGGCGAGUAAAUUCUGCAUGAACUGAAAAAUUCCAUAGCAAAGUAAAGAUUACAGGCAUCUUGAUCCUAGGCCUUCGGUUCACUUCUGGUUCUACACUACAGGUAGUUGCAUUAUUCAGCUCACAAUAAGUGAUAUCCAUUGUACAAUAUUUCAUUAAGGAUCUGGUGCAAGAAAUAGAAUGCAUUUCAGGUCCAAAAAUAUGAAUACAUAAAACAGAUUAACUGGUAAAUGCAUGUGCAGUAUGUACUCAAGUAUGUAUAGGUUUGCUAACCACAGUUUAACUCGGUACUCUCAACAUUCUUCCUUCUGAAUACCUCGGGACCAAUUGCAAUUGGAUGUGUAGUCAUUGGUGUCUUGGAUGAGUGCACUGUACUGGAUGAGUACAGUACAGUUUUGUACUACUGUACUACAAAAUAUUGGUACAGUACAGUAAUACGAAAACAAUAAAUAUGAGUACUCCACCAGUGUUCAGAUGUUUCUCCACAUACGAUCUUGGAAUGAUGGCUAGUUAAGUAUGGUGGUAUUGAGUGUGGAGGUAGAUGUUUAGGGCUGAGAUUUUGAGGGUUAUAUGUAGGAGGAACACAACCAGGCUUCAGUUUGAGUUCUUGGAAGCCCUCUCAAAAGUGUCGGUGUUAAUUGCCUCAAGACACCUGCAUUUUUGAAAGUGUGUAAAAAAAAAUGCGAAUGAUUCCUGCAUGCGUAAAAUCUACUAAAUGCCACCAGACUCUUGAGGAUUGGCAUCAGAUCUUCUCUCCAAAACGUUUAAAUGGUUUCAAAGCUUUUCUCUACCAUUGCAAUGCUCGCUUGAGUUGCUCUUUCUUCCUCCUGAUGAAUCUUCUGAAGCCUGCAAAUUUGUCUUGCUAUUUUCUGUCACCAAAUUAAUGAUAUCAGACAUGCUUGGUGCAGUAGGAACAUCUAUAUCACACUCAAUCCCUGCAUCCACUUCAUGAUUGGCUAUGAUGAAUUUUCUCAGUUGUUGGGACUUUGUUUAUUCCUUUAACAUAAGUAAGAAGUACUUGUCUUAAUUAAUUUAAUCUCACUUAUUUUCUUUCCACCAAAUCCUUCAAAAUCUGUAGCAUUGUCAUUAUCAUCAGGUUUGUUCCAGGCAUGCUUCAAGGUUGAUUGCUUGACUAUUUGUGUGCAAUACACCACACAAUUGACUAUAGUAAUGUUUUCAUGAAAUCCUUGAUACCCUUCUUUGCAUGGAGUUGUCUGGCAAACUUGGUUCUGAAGUAGAGUUUGAGGUUCAAUUAUUUCUUGAUUGGAAUUAGAUUGAUUGAUGUGGAUCAAAGAAGUUGUGUUCGGUGGCAGAAAUGUACCACACACAUAUUGCCCAUAGCUAGUUCAUCUUCAUGUAGAUGUGUUGAACUAUUAUCAAGAAAGAGCAUCACUUUGCUGUUCUGUCAAGCCAAUGCAGUGAAAAUGUUUUUUCACCUCGGGGUACGAAAUCACUUAAAAACCAUUCACUAAAAAUGGCUCUAGAUAUCCAUGCAGUGGGUUGAGCAUUAUAAAUCAUAGGGAUAGUAUUCUGAAUAGCUUUAAAUGCCUUUAGAUUUUCAUUUUAGCCAAUAACGAGUGAUUUUAUUUUGUGUGCACCAGCUGCAUUUGCGCAACAAAGUGCAGAGAGCCUUUCAUUAUUUGCCUUGAACCCAGCUGAACCAUAACUUUCAUCCUGGUGAGCGUAUAAAUAACUGUCUAAUAUACACCAGUACAAGCUUGUUUCGUCAGCGUUAUAAGUUUGCUUUGGAGUGAGGAAUCAUCCUGCAUGAUUUCAAAUUUCAACAUGCAUUCCUCUGAACCAUUUGCAUCAACAGGUUGCUUUUUACCUCAUAAUUUGUCAAGGCUAGGGAGGGAAAAAAUUUACAUUCUGAAAGUAUUCAUUUACGCACAAACCUGCGUGAAACAAAUAAUUGGCUGUUAAUCCAUUUACGGUAAUUGUUUACCUGGUGUAAAAGUAGUGUCUGUUAUACAUGUGUUCAACCAGUAGUCUGUUGUAAUAGUAAUUCUAAACAUCAUGAAAGAAGAAAUCAUACAAGUACAGUACUAUAGUUUCAAAAUGAUGUUGCACCAGCUGGAACAAGUUUGGGGAAAUAAGGAAAGAAAGAAUGUUGAAUGUUUUACAAAUUUAAGACAUUAAUACACACAUAAUGUGGAGUUAGGAAACGUGUCGAAAAUCUAAGUCUAAAUGUAUAAUUAAAAAGUACAGUAAUAUAAUAAGUAUGAGAAUAUGUAAUUAAUGUGUUUUAUUGUAAAACAUCGUGCAUAAAGUGAGUUGGUAUAAAUAUAAUAAUGAUGAUUUGCAUCGGGCCAACUUAAUGGUGGUGCACAUGUUAAAAUGUAACUUGAGAAAGUGAUUAAAUAGUCUUCCCAGCUUGGUGCCUUCCUUUGAUAAUUACUUUAAUAAAGUGGUGAAAGCUGGAGGAGGAAGAAUGUUAGAAGGCAAUUUAUGGGUGCUUACAGGUGUAUAUGAAGGUGUUGUACAUAUUGGUACACCAUGUGACCCACAUGGACCCAUCAUGCUCCUUCCCUCUUCUCCAGCCCCAUCUGAGCAGGCAGUAGCUGGUGCUUGCAUGAAUGUGUGAAAGGAUUGGAAGGCUCCGUACUCCCUCUAAAAAUAAGUUGCCCAGAAUGGAACAAUGGAGUUUUAUAUGCACUUAGUAAUUUUGCCUUAAUUUUUUAAGGCAGAAUAGUUAUGUAAAAUUGUUUGGUUAAUAACUUGAAAAUAUUUCUUGUGAAGUUUUGAAAUGAUGAUGAUUGAAAGGUCUGGGGUAGAUUGUUGUGUGCACAAGGCCAUCCCUGGAGGAUGGUUCCAGGGGCAGCAGAAGAGUGUGGUAGUGUACAUGCAGUCAAGUUGGUGAAACAUAAAAUGCUUUAAAAUGGUUAUGAAAUAUCCUCCUUAAUAUCCAUGGGAAGAACAGGAUUUAUAAUUUAGGUAAACCUUUGUGCCAUACUGCAUAAAGAUUGUACAAUAAAACUUCAAGAUAAAUUAUAUUAAAUGUUAAUAUUAUAAUAAAAUUUGAGUUAGUGUCAAUCCUGCUUAUCGAGUAAAUUAAACAUAUUCAGUAUAUUGUUCUAUUUGUACAUGAUUCCAUUUUAAACAAAAAUACCUGCAUGUUUUAAACAAAAAAAGUUCAUUAUUGUUAUUAUUUGCUAAUACUUCUUCUGGCCCCCUUUGUUUUUAUCCCUUUUUCAUUCCAUUUCUUAAGAAAUUAGGUAUAAAAUGUAUGUAAGGUGCUUACAUAUUUAGUCCUUGCAUUAACCUUUUCUUAGUACCCCUAGGGUGUUGAAACAUCCCAAACAAACAAUCCAGCCCAAAAAAAAAAAAAAAAAGCCAUCACGAUUCCAAGCUAAUUUAGACUCGCAAGAUAGUGGAAUGUCAAUAUACAUGUAUGUUAAUUGGUUCUAAAGUAGAGUUAAGCAAGAUGUGUUAAAAAAGCUGAAAGAUUGUAAAUGUGUAAAAUACAAAGAACAGUAGUAGUACUACAGUACUAUGAUAUAAUAAUGAGAAUACAGUACAGUGGAACUUCUGUGUAAGAUUGCCACAGAAUACUAAUUUUUCAGUUUGCAACAACAAUUUCGUAGUAAAAUAUGCCCUGAUGUACGACGUUUACUCUGGAGCUCGAAUCGCUUGAUCAUACUUGUGUGGGUAACACACGUGGAUUCUGCGGGGCUAGGUACAAUCAGUUUAUCUGUAUAUUCCACCUAGGGAUAACCAUACUUGAAUUCUCUGUGAAUAAUUUAAUUGUGUGUGCUUUUUUCUCGUUGCUGAAAAGUGACGUUCUUAAUACAUAUCACACCUUGGGUCCCAAGGAAGUCGAUAGCAAAGUUCAACUUAAGAAAAUAGUUAAUGAUCAGACAGACUGCAAAUUUAUGCUGAAAAUACUUGCCCAGAUAAAGCUGUAGAAAGCCGUUGUGUUAACCUUUUUUUUAUGACAAUAUGAUGUCUUACUACAGACAAUUGUUAAAAUGUAGGCAAAAACAAGUGUCUUUAGACAGAUUCUUAUACAAGUAGUGAACCACAACCAGGCCCUUGCAGUCGCCAAAACAUAGGAGUGAGAGAGAGAGAACCCCCAGAGAUGUUGUCACUGCCUGAAAUGAAUGAAAGUGGACUUCCCAUUUUAAACACUAAAACACUUUCCCUCCUCACCGUCUUCUAUAUGCCAAGAGUCCUCAAUAAAAGUUAAGUGCAGUAAAAAAUACGAGUAGUACUCUGUAUAAAAUGUAUUUUUUAGUCGAUAUUUUUGGGUAUGUGGAAUGGAUUAAUUAAAUUUAUAUUAUUUUUUUAUGGGGAAAAAAAUUUGAUAUGGUGUGUGAAUAUUCAGGUUACGAUGCAUUUCUUGGCACGGGAUUUAAUUUGUUCCCCGAGGUUCCACUGUACAGUAUAUAUAAUUAAAAGUAAUUGUAACUGAAAUGACAAUACUGUUUCAAGAAAAUUCAUGGUAUUAAUGUAUUUUAUAGAAUGUUUCAUUAGUUACUUGGAUUUACUGUAUAGGACAUAUAUUUUCGUACCUAAUACAAUAUCUGGAAGUUAAUGUAUAUAAAUCUACAGUAUUAUAGUAUAUAUGAGAGGAAAACUUAUGACAUUCCUUGUUUGUUCAUAUAUAAGUGUGCAUAUGAGAGAAUAUAUUCAGAACUAAAGGAAAUAAAUGCUGCUUGUCUGGUUGUUGGUUUAUUUGUAGUUUAGUAUUGUUACGAUUAUUUUUGACUGAUACUUCCCAAGUAUUUAGUGCAAUCUUUCAGCUCAUGAUGAUGAUGAUGUUUUCUUUUAGAUAUGUGUAAUCAUUAAAAUCACAAGUGUAAUUCACCCUGUAACUAUACUUGGGUAGUAACAAGAGAACGCGAAUGCGUAAUAGACGAAAGGUUACGUAUUGGCCCCACAUGCCGAACUUUCAGACUCUUAAUGAAACAAAGAUCUGCCCCUUAUUGUCUGAACUCCAUUGUCCAUACAGUAGCACAUCUCAUAGAAUGUCCUGAUUUUCAGGAUGAUUGGGAAUUUUGAUUUCUAGUCUGUCACUUGUCCUUUGCUAACGUCUGUGAUGACUUCACAUUGCUUGUCUCGUGUCCAUUUGCUUUCGUUUUGGCGUCUUGGGUGAUGUCUAGGCUCUUUUGUUACUGUUCCUCAUCACAGAUGGUACUAAAGUCUUCCAGGCUUGGUGCCUUCUUUUGCUAAUUUCUUCUGGAUCAGAUUAUGUUCAAAUGCUUCGUUGGAGCAGUUAAAAUUAAUACAUGUAAUGUUAACAUGUCAUUGGAAUGCAGUGUGUUAAUAGCUAAUUUCAGGUGUUGUAUUGUACUGUACUGUAUUAAGAUGUAAAUUUUAGGCAUAUGCUUUUGCAGGAUUAGAAAUAUAACUUUUUAGAGUAAAUAUUUGUUUGAUCUAUUUUGUGGUGUUCUUUACAUGCAAAAUUACUGUGCUGUAUACCGGGUACUUUUAUCUUUGCCAAUUGUAGUAAAGUAUACUCUUGUUCGGAGCCACAUUUUUGUAUUGAAAGAUAUUUGGUACUCUGCAGUGUGUAACUUUCUAUGCUGGAAAGUGAACUUGAAACAUUAGAUUGAAUGAUUUAGUAUUAUAAUUUAGUUUAAAUUAAAAAAGGUAAUGAAUAAUGCUGGCUUGAGUCUUUAUGCACAAAAUGCUGGCUUUGGAAAAUUUUUGAACGAAGCUUAAUUAGUGGCUUUGUAUGUUACCAUAGUGCUAAUGGUUAAUGCAUAUUUCCAUGAAGUAUUGAUAGGGUGGGUGGUUAUAGUGGCUACCUUUUGAUUUUUGGUUAUAAGAUUGAUUAAUGUAGAUCUGUACCAGAGUAGAAGUUAAGAAGAAGCCAGUACAAAGAAAUGAAGUUAAUUAUUUUUUUGAACUAAAACUAAAGAAUCUCAUAAAAGCAUCAUGGUUUUCAUAGAUGUCGACCAUUGUAGCGUAUAAAACUACAUUUUAAAAUUUAUAAAUAGAAAAUUAUAAUUAAACCAAAGAUUUUUGCAGCAGCGUUUGUGAAGGAAAUUGCUGAAAUUACUGAGGUGACUAACUUAUUCAUUAACAUACAAUAAAAUAUUUUGAAGAAAGAUUAAAUUACAUUUAAUUAUUUUGGUAAGACAUAUAUGACACAUUUGAAAUGCUUAAAUAUCACUAAUAAACCAGAAUGCAUAAUUUUUUGAUAUCUUAAACAUUUAAUGCUCAUAAUUGCAGAAAUGUGAACUACACAUUUGUAGGGCUUUGAAGAAUGUUGUACAUACAAGCUUUGCUCAGUGUGUACAAAUAGUGUACAGUUAUCUUGCAAAAUUCAAGUGAUAUUUGUAUCAUCAAGCAUUUUAAGUAGAUAACUGAACUAUUAAUUUCCUUAGAUUCACAUAUUUAUUAUUUUCACAAUACUAAUGAUUGUAGUAAAUUAUUUAUCCCUCUUUACAUAAACUUUAGGUCUUCAUUUACAAAACAUAUAUCAGUCUUCUUUAAGUUUUUUUGUAAAAGUUAAAACUAUCAGAUUUCUGAUUCUAAUUGAUUACUGUAUAGAAUAUAUUCAUAAUUCUUUUAGUCACAUCCUUAACUAAUAAAUGUUUAUCUUUAAAUCAAGAAAUAUUUUGAAAUAAUUAUUGGUAUUGAUAAUCACAAGUGUCUGGUGCUGAUCGUGCUGUAGUGAAAUUAUUCCCUGCAUUUGCAGUGCUUUGCUAAUGAAGUACCUGGUGCAAUGUCUUCUGCAGUGUUUUUAUAACACGAAAACAUUAUAUGCGGUAAUCUUGUGUUCUAGUGCGUAUAUAUAUAGGGUUACUUUUUAAUAUUUGCUUGAUUAUGGGAAACUGGUUACUGUUUGCUUGAGUGUUUAUAAGAGUCCUGCUAUGCAAAAUGUGAUUUUCCCGUGUGUUAAGUACAGAAAUCAAAAUAUAAAAGUUCAAUCUCUUCACUAUUACUACUAUAGUAAGAUUGUCCAACUAUAUCUGGAGAAUUUUUGUAAGGGCUUAUUAAAUGAAUGUAUGGAAAUACACACCGCAUUUGACGUUGGCACUGAAAUAUUGUGUUGAGCAUUUAGAGGUCUUUUAAAGGCUUUGCCAAAUUUCCAUGGUGUUGUUAUUGCCAAUGCUUUUUUCAGUGGGGAGCCCCUCUGGCUCCCUGGAGUUAUCGGGCUAAUAUGCGAUACAUUAGACCAGGGCAUUAGUCAUUGAAGUUCUGCCUACCGGGGACCACGAGCCAGAACUUGGCCCCCUCAGAGGCACAGGGAGCAAUGACCCCUGGAACCUCCCUCCCCUUGUGGUUGGGGUAUUCCUUAUCUGCUGUCGACCGAGGUUAGGCAUCACAAAAGGUAGGCAUAACAAAACAGACCUCACAUAGUAAGAAAAUUGCAACCUAAAACUGAACAGAGAGGGAGAACUCCCUCAAUUCCCAAGGAAACGAGUAAACAUCACACCUCUUCCUCACAGCCCUCCCUCUCCUUGGGAGAGGGUGGGGGAGCCCUGAACUCCCACCCCGGCUACCCAGCAAUUUCAGUUCGUUGGCUAAUGCGAUCUGGGGUAGUCGUCAAUUCUGAUCUCGGUUUCCUGGCAGUGAUUUGCUUUAGUGGUGUGGUGGCCAGGUGUACUUAAGUGUACCGGGGUGCAUGCGCUUACGGCAGCCUUCCUUAAGUGCCCUCAGAGUACUACCCUUGGGUGUCAAGGUUCUCCUCCCUGGUGCUUUCUGGAUGCUAUUUCCAUAGGUUUUUUUGCUGCUCAGCAUUUACCUCCCCCCCCCCCUCGAGGCCAGCUGAGGUUUCAUGGCCCUUGUUUGGCUUUGGAUAGGGAAUGGCAUUGUUGCUGGUUGGGGCAUCAAGGUGUUGCGCAGCCAGCUUACCUAUGCAGCGGCCGGUUCCUGUUUUCUCUGGGGACGUAUUUUUGUGAGGGUUUUCUUUUACUUCUUGUUAAGGUUGCCUGGUGUGGCUGUAAAUAUGUGACUAUAGGACCACUUAUAUUUUAGUGUCCCUCCGCUAGGCCCCCCCCCCACCCCCUGUGAUUGUACAUGUCUCAGGAGUUUCAGUGUUUUGAUCUUCCCCCUUGUUAGCUUUGGGUCUAACUGGUUCGCAACACCUUGCCCGGGCAUCCUGUAGCAGUCAGCCUACAGGCUCUGGAAAACCCUGUCAGGGCUCAGUGGACCUAUGGAUGCGUCUUCCGAGUUCCAGCUCGCCUCGUGGAAGUUUGAAGGUUGCAAUGUGCCCUUGUCUCAGGGUGACAGUCACUGCUUUUGCCUCCGUCAUGCUGCCAGUUGGGUCAACGAUACCUUUGACCUGGAAUCUUGCAAGUAGUGUUCUCUGCAUGUUCUCCAGUUUACCCAUUCUUAUAACAUUGAUAUUCAGGUACAGGCAGCAUCCGCGUUGCUUGCUAGGUUUAGGUUGCAACGCACUAGGUUGGUUGCCCACCCGCAUGCCCCGAGGCUGCCCUGUUAUAGAGACCUAGACUUGGGGGCGUUAGUCGCUUUGACUUUGAUUCCAUCUGGGCUCCCUGGUCCUUGCCCUGUUGUUCGUCCUGCCCCUCUUUCUUCCCUGCUUCCGGCUCCCAAAUGUUUGAGGGUUUCAGAGUCUCAGCGGGUUUAGUUGGUAAUAAGACCUGGGCAGUUUUGGGGCUGCCCUAUUCGGGUUGGGGGACGGAGGCAUUCUAGCCAGUUCCUCCUGCCGAGGCUUCUUGGUUCCACCAGCAGGCCCCCUUCUUUUCUGCCUUUCCCCUGGACUCUGCCUUCCCCCUGGACUCUGCCUUCCUUUUCUUCAGGGGUAGAGGGUAUGGAGGACUGUCCUGCCCCGGGUCCUGAUUUGUGAGUUCCCAGGGCUGGGGAGGAGUUUACCUGGGGGGCUUGGGUCCCCCUUUGACCCCGCUUGGGUGUUGGUGCCCUUUUUGGGGGGCUUGUUGUUGCAAGGGAAGGGGUUUUCUUAAUCCCCCUUCGCUGUAUGAGUAUGAUUUAAGGUCUGUUUCUUCCUGGGCUCGGUUCCCUUGGGUUCCUCGGCUCCUUCCUUCCGGAGGUUUUCUGCCAAUUGUAUCUCGCCUAAGGAGGUUUGGGAGGUGCUUGCUGCUUCCCCCUGCAAGACCCGAAUUCUGCCUCUGUUAUGGGUGCGUUUGGAGGUUCCGAAGUAUUCCUGGCUGGCAGACUGCUCAUUCUUUUCGUUGGGGGCAUGGCAUGAGUUCUGUCGGACCCCAUAUGCUUGAAUGGCGAGAAACUUGUACCAUUCUACUGGUUUACCUGGGAGGGGCGAAUUUGAGCGUCUUAAUGCGUGCUUGUUCGCCCUUGUGCUUUCUCAGGAUGUUGGCCUUGUGCAGCUGCAAGUGCAGGUUCCCACCCUUUUGGGGUCUUUGUUUGCUGAGGACUUGCAUACCCGUGGGCAUUUGGCAUAGGUCUUACGCUUCUUUUCCAUUCUCGAGCUGUCCUCGGACUUGCUUGAGGAGGAUGUGGGGGCGUUGGGUGCCGGGCCUUGGUUUGGGGCGCUGACUUCUGCGGCUAGGAUGUCGGCCGCAUUGUAGAAGUAGUUUGCACCAAUUCUCAAGGAGGCGGUGUCUCUGUUCUUUGCUUCUAGCCUCGCGUGCCGGCAGGCUGUGUUCGCUCUCUUUGGAAUCCGGCUCCUAGGGCCAGGUGGGCCCUGGCUCUUAGGUUUUCAUCACCGUAUUGUUCGUUGCUGUUUCGUAGCAUUCCUUUUGGCUUGAAUCUGGCACCUCGUGUAUUCAUGUGUCUUACCUGGGUCGUGGUGACCCGUUUGCGUCUGCUAGGGGUUCGAGUUCUGGCCUACCUCGACGACUGGCAGGUGAGAGUUCCCAGCCGGUCUACUCGCCAGGGGUUCGGGUUCCUGGUGAACUGGCCGAAGUCCCAUCUGAUUGCGUUGUUUUGAUGCUUGGCCUCCGAGCUGGAGUUGCUGGGUAGCAGGCGUGAGUGGUAUGGGACUUCCCCUCCCCCCCCCCCUCCUUGGGAGGGGAGGGCAGCACAGUAGCGAGGUGUGAUGUUUGCUUGUUUCAUGGGAAUUGAGGGAGCUCUCCAUCUCUGGUUUUUGGUUGCAAUUUUCUUACCACGUGGGGGUCUGUUUUGCUAUGCCUACCUUUCUGGGUGCCUAACCUUGGUCGAUUUCAUAUAAGGAAAACUCUCAAUCAAAGGGGGGGGGGGUUUCAAGGGCCAUUGCUUCCUGUCCCCCUCUGAGGGGGCCAGGUUCUGGCUCGUGGUCCCCUGGUAGACUGAACGCCAUUGACUAACCCCCGCUGCGUUGGGCCACGACCUUGCUCCUGGUCUAGUGUAUUGUAUAUUAGCUCGAUAGCUCCAGGGAGCCUCUGGGGCUCACCCAGAAAAUGGCGUUUCAUUACAUUCAAGACUGUUUUUUUUUAUUAAAUAUUGUAAAUGUUUAAAACUGUGAUGUGCAGAUUUGCAAUUUUGUUUGUAUUUAAUGCAAAUAAAUAUGAUGUGCUUUA
Messenger RNA from Procambarus clarkii (red swamp crayfish), 17075 nucleotides. Its product is annotated as protein lifeguard 1. The record is from RefSeq and is a predicted model, not a curated record. Lineage: Eukaryota; Metazoa; Arthropoda; Malacostraca; Decapoda; Cambaridae.